AUACCUGACACUUCCUGUGCGAUUUUGUGUAAGAGACAUUUGUGUUUUCCGAGCCUUUUUUUUUUUGUUUCUUUCAGUUGGUGCUAAAUAUAUUUUGGACGCCGCGCGUUGAAUUACGCAGUAGGCUAUGCCACUCAGUGGAGAUGAAAUGAGCUUUGUGGUAGGCUAAAUGUGACGGAUUUCAUAUUUCUGGAGUAGUCCAAAUCGUUGGUCACGCCUCGUGGAAGGCUGGGUUACCGUAGCAUUCGUAAUGUGGUGUCAUUCCUCAUUGCUGCUUUCUGGCAGACUUUUUGAUACACAAGGAACUCUGCCUCCAGCAGUGAUUUCACCUCCCGACAUGACACACCACUGCUCAGGCAUGUCUGAUGGGUCAUAUGUGAGGCCCACCUGAGGGCCGGCGUUGCCCUCUUGCACCCCCAGGCCCGCCUGGCCCCCCACGCCAGCAUGUACCGGAGGGACGGCCUGUCGGAUGGAGCCAGCAUCACCUCUGCCACCUCGGAGUGUAGCAGCAGCACAGAGUCUCUGGAUGGGCCCGGGCUGGACUACGCCAAGAGCUACGAUGCCGUCGUUUUCGACGUGCUUAAGGUCACACCGGGAGAGUUUGCGAGUCAGAUCACACUGAUGGAUGCCCCAGUGUUCAAGGCCAUCCAGCCAGAGGAGCUUGCCAGCUGUGGAUGGAACAAGAAGGAGAAGCACAGCCAGGCGCCUAACGUGGUGGCUUUCACACGCCGAUUCAAUCAGGUGAGCUUCUGGUUGGUGAGAGAAAUACUCACAGCUCAGACACUGAAGAUUCGGGCAGAGAUCCUGUGCCAUUUUAUCAAAAUAGCAAAGAAACUAAUGGAGCUGAACAACAUUCACGGGCUGGUAUCCGUGGUCUCUGCCCUGCAAAGUGCACCAAUCUUCAGACUCAGUAAGACCUGGGCGCUGAUUAGCCGCAAGGACAAGGCCGCAUUUGACAAGCUGAAUUAUCUGACUUCUAAGGAGGAGAACUACAGUCGCUUGAGGGAGUACAUCAGGUCUCUGAAGAUGGUGCCAUGCAUCCCUUACUUGGGGAUGUACCUCCUGGACAUGAUCUACAUCGACUCGGCCUAUCCCGCCUCGGACAGCAUCCUAGAGACGGAGCAGAGAACCAAUCAGAUGAACAAUCUCCUGCGGGUGAUCUCAGAUCUCCAGGUGUCCUGCAAGUAUGAUCACCUCGUGACCCUUCCCCAUGUGCAGAAGUACUUGAUGUCAGUGCGCUACAUUGAGGAACUUCAGAAGUUUGUGGAGGAUGACAACUUCAAGUUGUCUCUGAAGAUCGAGCCAGGAAAUAGUUCACCACGCAUGGCCUCGUCUAAAGAAGAUCUUGCAGGUCCCUCGGAGGUGUCCGCUUCCGUGAGGUAUAACCGCCGCAGGCCCACCUGUCCGGACGCGUCAGUGGCCGUUUACAUGCCCACCCCUCCCCCCUCACGCCACAGGAAGAGCCACAGCCUCGGCAACAACAUGAUGUACCAGUUUGGUGUUGUGGAGAGCAAGAGUGCGACGCUACCCUUUGAGAAAGCUCGCCACCUGCUGGAUGACAGCUUCCUGGAGUCUCAGAGUCCUGCUAGACACCACCCCGCCAACGCAUCCUUCACCAACGGCUUAUCGCUCGCAGACAGCAGUGAAAGCUCCUUCUAUGAAGACUUGUCAUCCGGAGUAGAAAGGGGGCGCAUGUACGCCACUCUAGGCCCCAACUGGAGGGUCCCCCCACGCCUUCCCCCCAAGAGCUGCAGUUAUAUCUACAGCCCCUCGCCACUGGACGCAGUGUGCGGAGCCUCGGAGGCGGGGAACGUCACCAUGGAGGGUCCCCUGAGACGGAAGACCAUGAUGAAGAGGGGCAAGAAGCCCAGGCUGUCGUCAUGGACACGGUUCUGGGUGUCUCUCUCCGGCUCAACCCUGAGCCUCUACGGGACCAAAGCGCUGCGGGCCUCCGAGAGGAAGCAUUACAAAUCAGCUCCCUGUAAAACGGUGUCCGUGAUUGGCUGGAUGGCGGUUCUGCCAGACAACCCGGCAAGGCCCAACAUCUUCCAGUUGAACGACCCAGACAAAGGGAAUGUUUACAAGUUCCAGACGAGCUCCAGGUUCUCAGCCAUCCUCUGGCACAAAAGCCUGGAAGAGGCGAGCAGGAGCAACAAACCCAAGACACCAGCCAAUCUCAUGUCCUUUGAGUGAAAAGGAACACCCCCCCCCACCACCACCACCCACCCUUCACCCUCUUCCCCUCUCCAAGUGAAAGCCCCCUUCUGCCUUUCGGGGGGCACAUCAGUGCCAAAGCUCUUUGAUGACGACGAACACGCGUGGACACCCAGGCGGAGGGGUCGGAGAGGAGCACAGAUGGACGUGCGUGUGCUGGCAGCAGGCAGAGGACAGACUGACUCUUGCUAUUGGCUGCUGCCGCCGCUGAUGCUGCUGCUGCUGCUGCUGUUGCUGCUGUGCUUGCGAUACAUGCUGAAGGUCUCCCCUUCGCUAGAGGACAAGCGGAGUUCCUGCUCACACACCUCUCUCUAUCUUAUCCCACCUCAGUCCCCCCUCCCCCAGCCUUAUAUGGAUGCUUUCUGCCGUCGUGUAUAUGUGUAUGUGAGUGUGUGCGAAGACGUCUGCCUGUACAGUACAUGCCUCUACUGCAAAAUGUCAAUGGGCACGUACUACUGUAUAGCCCAUGUUGGGUUGCCUAGAAGUGGAGUUUGGAUGUGAUGCAUAAGCUAACAAGGGAAGACAUUUGUUCAGUGUUAGUUGAGAGGACGUCUGCCAAAGGUCUGGCUUUGGAUCAAAUGGGAGUCGCCCCCCCCUUGCCCUGCUUGUAUUUUACUGGGCUAUUUUAAUAGUCUAUUGCAGAUCCAACAGAUUCACCUGCACAAUAUUUAUUUGUAAAUCUUGAGGUACUUAGAGAAAUACUAAAGGAAAAGUCGUAAAUCCAUCCUUGGAAAAACUUGAAAUUUUCCACUCGUCAUCUCACGUGUUAAGAGUCAUAUGAACUGUCUGCACAUGACAAUUGGGACAUGCAACUUGAAUUUGCUCGAGAAUUAUGUAGUUAUUACUUGCGCUGAGACAUAGACACAGUCUUGUGUUACUAAAUGGUUUGCUCUGUCUUAAUCUCCAUUAUAGCCUUAAAACUGGACAUUUAUAUGGUCGACUCUGCAUUCUCCAGUACAGGCAUGUAAAACAGGGCGAGAGCAAUAAAUGUUCAUUUAGCUCCACAAAUUCACCAGUCCUGGUCCCACAAAGUAGAUGAUCACCUAAGAUAAGAUGAAUUUGUUUGGAACGCUCACACAUCAAGGUGUCUUAUAGCGCAUAUUAGGAAACCAGUGUAUUGUUUUACUUUACAGCAUUCAGUACUGCCAGUAUGGUGGUGCAAGUUCUGUACAGCUGUGAACAUACAGUAGUCUCACAAUUUCGGCCAGGACAAAACCUGUUUGUAAAAAAAAGUCAUCAAUCCAGUAAGCCGUUACUAGAACUGAUGCAAAUCAAGCUGUUAACUGUGAAGAAACUGUCAGUAAGAUCGGUACCACAAGUUUAUUAAGCUACUUUAGCUACUUUUUGUUGUUCGUUUCAGUCGUGAGCUUGUAAAUGAACGCAGUAGCAGUGUUACAAAGUGAUUUUGUUUCAUAUCACUGGAAUGUGCUUUUGGAAAUUUUGUUAAGCUACAUUAGUUGUUCACCUUAAAUGUUAGGAAGAUUUAAAAAGAAAUCUCAAUGAAGAAUAAUCAAAUAGUUUAGUUAGUGAAGGCUGUCUUAAAGUUUUCAUGGAACUGGAAAUUUAUCAUUGAAGGAAAAAAAUAACUUAAUUGCCUGUAAUAUUGUAAACGGGCUAACUUGCUCUGAUUGACUGAUUUAAAAUCCAAAUGAAGUAAAAAUUGCCAUUGUGCUAUGCAUGGUGUCAAAACGCCCUUCCAUUAAAUGUUUCAAGGCUAAUUUGAGACAAUCAGAAUAACUCUUUAAAGGCGUGUUUCUGAAUGUAUGGGUUUAAGUUGAGUUUUUAUUUAUUUUUUAUAUCAUUGCAACCACUUCUCUGUGAUUCAGUGUGUUUUUUUUUAUAUAUAGUGGUGUGCCACAUGAACAGGCUUGAAAAAUAAUGCUUUUUGUGGAAGCUGUACAAAGUGUAAGCAUUUGCACAGACACUGUUAGGAUAGACACAUCCUUGCAAGUAUCAAUACAUACAGUACACACACAAAAAGCCUUUCCCUUUGGAAGUCGUCGUAAUACACUGAGACACCUUCAAUAACCAGAGAUCUUUCAUAAAACCGGGUAUGAUCAACAGACUGCUGUAGUUUCGGAUUACCUCUACAACACACCACACAGCUUGGACUUCACACAAGUUUCUAUUAGUUAUUUUUUUUUUCUGAUAGAGGUUUGUGCACGUUUAUUGCUGGCAUUAGCAGAUAGUUUCCUGCAUUAGUGAAAUAUCUGAAAAUAUUGUCAGUAAAUAAAUACUAAAUAUUUCCUCUGCAGAAACAUAUCCCGAUUAGCAAUAGCAUGAUUGACUAUAUUUUGUUAAAUUCAUGAAUGAAUGAAAAAGGCCAAAAUCAAAAUUAAUGUCCAAAAACAGUCUCUUUCUUUAAUGCAGGCCCCAAUUAACUUUCAUUUAAGUAAAGCUAACUUAUUGUCUAUGGGGAACCUGCCAUUACAGAGUGUCCUGACUUUAAGUAUGACAGCAGUGCCAGAAACUUUAUUUUUGUUUUAUUCAUAUUGGUUAGGAAUAGGAUCAGCUAACACCACUACCACCAAACUGUACUUUUCUCUAAACAGUCUUGCUGAUAUAUAAGUAUAAAUGUAUUUAUCAAUGUAUUUUGUUUCAUUUUUUACUUCAUAUUUGGACAUGUGCGUUUAUAUGAUUGUUUAUAUUUUGUCUAAACAUGUCUACAUGAUGUAGUAACGUGACAAUGCAUGUGAUUUAUGUUCAGCUAACACUUUGUAUUGCCAUAUUACUUUGUUUAAUGCCUCUUCGUUUGGGGGUUGUACAGUAUGUUGCUGUAUAUCAGCUUUAAAUGACACUGAAUUGUGUAUUAAAUGCCACUUAGCUAUA
Messenger RNA from Sardina pilchardus (European sardine), 5043 nucleotides. RefSeq names its product ras-specific guanine nucleotide-releasing factor RalGPS1-like. The record is from RefSeq and is a predicted model, not a curated record. The transcript has 21 exons. Gene Ontology annotation, molecular function: guanyl-nucleotide exchange factor activity. Gene Ontology annotation, biological process: positive regulation of GTPase activity; Ras protein signal transduction. Bases 445 to 2193 code for a protein of 582 amino acids. Gene Ontology annotation, cellular component: plasma membrane. NCBI's taxonomy places the organism in Eukaryota, Metazoa, Chordata, Actinopteri, Clupeiformes, Clupeidae.